Molecule: messenger RNA, 1841 nt
Organism: Vitis riparia (riverbank grape)
Lineage: Eukaryota; Viridiplantae; Streptophyta; Magnoliopsida; Vitales; Vitaceae
Product: F-box/kelch-repeat protein OR23
Exons: 2
Coding region: 296-1603 (435 amino acids)
Molecular function (GO): protein binding
Source: RefSeq, a predicted model, not a curated record
CCUGGAAAAAGGGUAAUCUUCGCCAGGAAGAAAACGAGAGAAAGUGUGUUAUCUGAGAAUCAAAGCACUGGAAAUCCAUACUUGGUAUUGGAGUAAAAGAGAAUUGAUUCAGAUACUCAGAGAUUUUGAGAGAGAAAAUUCACACACCGAAUUGAUCCACAGUUUCACUGAGCGGAAAGAAAUUGUUACCAAAAACAUCUAGAAUCAGAUGAUCACAGUUUGAGAGGGAGAAUUGAUUCAGGUUUCAGUUGCUUACAGAGUGGAAACUGAUCAGAUUGGUGGGUUUUUGAGAGGGAUGUCUUCCUCUUCAUCUUCCUCUUCCUCUUCAUCUUCCUCUUCGUCAACUUCAUCUGUAUCUUCAUCUUCAUCACCACCCCUUGAUGAAACCCUAGCCCUAACCCUAACUUUGACCCUAAAUCUAACCUUAAUUCCAGGGCUUCCGAACGAUGUGUCGGCUCUGAUCCUCUCCAUGAUUCCAUACUCAUGCCUUGCUCGCCUCAAAUCCAUCAGCAAAUCAUGGAAACUAUUCCUGUCCUCUAAGACCCUAAUCUCCCUCCGCCAAAACAACCACCAAUCCCAACUCCUCUGCCUCUUCCCUCAAGACCCCGCUAUCGCUAAUCCCUUCCUGUUUGACCCCAAAACCCUAGCUUGGUGCCCGCUUCCACCACUUCCCAUCAAUCCCUAUGUCUACGGCCUCUGCAACUUCACCUCCAUUUCCCUCGGCCCCAACCUCUACGUUCUUGGUGGCUCUCUUUUUGACACCCGCUCCUUCCCUCUCGACCGCCCGUCGCCGUCGUCCUCAGUUUUCCGCUUCAACUUUCUCACUUAUUCAUGGGAACUCCUCUCACCUAUGCUCUCGCCGCGCGGUAGCUUUGCGUGUGUAGCACUCCCAAAUUCCGAUCAAAUCAUAGUCGCCGGUGGCGGUUCGCGGCACACGAUGUUCGGGGCAGCCGGGAGUAGGAUGAGUUCAGUGGAGAGGUACGAUGUGGAGAAGGAUAAGUGGGUGUCGUUGGAUGGGUUGCCGCGAUUCCGAGCAGGGUGUGUUGGGUUCUCGAUUGGGAAUGGAGAGGAGAAGGAGUUUUGGGUGAUGGGGGGGUACGGGGAGUCGCGGACUGUUUCAGGUGUUUUUCCGGUGGAUGAGUAUUAUAGGGAUGCUGUAGUGAUGGAGUUGAAGAAGGGUGGGAAGUGGAGGGAGCUUGGAGAUAUGUGGGAGGCAGGGGAGAGGAUGCGGCUUGGGAAAAUUGUGGUUGUGGAUGAUGAAGUCGGGGGAGCGCCUGCAAUUUUCAUGCUUGAUGGGAGUGAGAUUUUCAGAUACUGCAUGACAUCAAAUCGGUGGUUGAAGGAAUCAUGUGUACCAAGAAAGGCUUCUCAGGACAUGUCAUUUGGUUUUGUUGUCUUGGAUGGGGAGCUAUAUGUGAUUACCCAUAUGACUGGAAUUGAUUUAACAGAGACCCGAAGGUCAAGACAGCAUAAGAGAGCAGCAACAAUGUUCAUGCAAAUCUACCACCCAAAGAAGAAGACAUGGAGAACUCUAGUCACCAGGUCACCCUUCCAUUACCCCAUAGAUUUCAAAACUGCAGUUACGAGCACCAUUUGUUUAUAGACUUGGAUUCAUGCUCAUCUCUUAUGUGUGCACUGCAGUUAUUCUUCCCUAUAGUUACUCAAUUCAUCUGUAAUUUUUACCGCAUUCAGCUACUUGGUUCUGUUAUCAUGUUUGUAAAUGCCAGUGUACAGGUGGAUAGUAAAUUAUUGGUUGUAGUGGGGUACAUCUUGUAUCAGCUAUGACCCACAGAGAAUUGACAGUUUUAUGACAUGAAAAUCAGUUUUACUGAUUUUUUUUC